GCCGCGGAGGAGAUGGGGUUUGCACCAGCCUCUACGUUUCUCCUCCCGGCCCCGGUGCCACCGCCCCUCGCCGGGCCGCGGUGCCGGAUAGGCCGCGCAGUGUGAGCGCGGGCGCCGGCCCGCGGCACCUCGCCCCGGACUGGAGAAGAGGGCGCGGCGGGGCCGCGGCGGGGGGACUUCGCGAUCCGGGCGGCCCGCCCGUCCCCCGAUCGCACCAGCUCCGGCCGCCGCCGGGCCACGGCCGGGACGGAGCUCCCCGCGCGCCCCCCGGGGGCUGGCAGCUGCCGGGAGGAGGCGCGAGGCUCGGCCCCUUGGCUCCGAAGCUCCGCGCACCCGGGGGUGGCGGCGGCGGCAGCGGCAGCGGCGCGAUCUCGGGCACCUCGGCAGCCUCCGAGCCGAUGGCGGGCAGCGACGCGGACGGCGAGGGUCUGGCGAGGAGGGGCGGUGCGGCGCGGCAUUCCGGGGCCCCCGGCGGACGGGGAGGCGAGGCUGCCGCCAGCCGCCCCGAGCCGCUGUCCACUGCUGAAACGCCGGCCGAGGGCGCAGCGCUGCCCGCCUGGAUGCGCCUCUACUUCUACGGGAUGCACGGGAUCACCCUGGACGUGCUCCUGUCCUCGGCGUGGCGCUUCGUUCGCAGCCCGGACCUCCGGAUGCUGGGCUUCUCCUCGCCCUACCGCUGCCUCCUGCACUCGCUCACCCACUUUGCCCUGGAGAAGGUCUACCUGCAGCAACAGCGCUGUCCCAGCGCCUUCGUCUUCAAUUUCCUCCUCUACCCCUCGGCCCACGUGGGGCUGCAGACCCUAGCGGGCCAGGCGCUGCUGCUCAGCCUGGGCAGCCGGCCCGGGGGCGCAGCGGCGCCGGGAGCGCUGGACCUGGCGCUGCAGUAUGUACUGGCGCUCUACCACUGCCAAGUGUUCCUGAAGCGCUUCCUGCGCUUGCGGUACCAGAGGCGGCAGCAGCAGCAACAGCCACGGCGCGCGUCCCCCGCCCCGCCAGGCGCCCGGGGCCCCGCGGCAGGGGGUGGCCGCCGCCGGCGGCCUCGCGGGCCCAGGGGCGCCGGGGGAGCCCCCAGCCAGGGACUCCCGGACCUGAUCCUCUUUCUUUUCUUUGGAAUGCACGGCUUUUUGGAUGAGAUCUUCUUCACCUUCUUCUUUAACCUGCUGGGGCAGGGGGACGGGACAACCAGCGGCCACACGUCGCUCUGGUCCUUCUUUAUAUACGGCAGCUGCAGUUUCGUGGUAGACAAGCUCUACCUCCACCUCCGCUACAGUCGGGGCUGGGGCACCUGGAAGCGAGUGCCCAUCUACGUGAUCUUCAUCUACGCGUGGGAGUUACUGUGGGGUCUGGGACUCCGCACUUGGGGCGCUUGUUCCUGGGACUAUUCUCACUAUCCGCUCAAUUUCAUGGGCCUUAUCACUCUGAUGUAUUUACCUGGUUGGAUAUUUCUUAGCGUGUACCAGGACCUACUUUCUAACGUAUUGUGGCGGGUGCAUUACGUACCAACUAACUAAGACAAAAAAAAAAAAAAAAAAAAAAAGAAAAAGAAAAAGAAAAAAGGCACUGGAUUUCCCCUAAAUGAAUGCGUAUUUCUACACAUUUAAAACGGAGUAGUUUAUGGGUUUUUUUUUUAAGUCUUUUAAGUUUUAUAUCUUUUACUAAACUUUUCCAACCUAUUUUAUUUGACAUUUUAGUUUUAAAAACAUUUGGAACCUAUGCAUACUACUACAAUACUUUGAAAUAUCGCUAGAUAACUCGAAGUACUUAACUCGUCAAUAUUUUAAAACCCUCAGUAGCCCAAACUGCAAAACCAUCAUCCCUUAACAUCGGAAAACUGUAGUAUUCACUUAUUUGGACGUAGAGGGGGUGAUAAUCAUUAAUUUUUGUUUUUAAGUGAGAAAGUUCAACUCAGAGACCAAUGAUUUUUACAAGAUUUGGAGAAAUUUUCUGAUUUAAUGAUUUGUUUACUUUCUUUUUAAUCCAAUGUCAUUUUAAUUCCUUGCCAUUUUUUACCAAUGCCUGCUGAAACUCAGUGUCUUGUUCUCCUAAAGCUACAGUUAAUAUAUAGCUCUUAAAGUGCCUCUGUCUAGCACACAAAUGAAAAGAAACUGAAAAAUUUGAAAACACAUCAUAUGAGUCAAUUUUUAGAUAAGAAAUCUUUUCUAGCAAUUCAGACAGGUAACACUGUGUUAAGAUAUUCGAUCUUCAUCCUGGAAAUGACUGCUUUCCAAUGUGGGUUAGCCUUAACUGCCAAGUGUGUUCACUUUAAUCAGAUCCUGUGUUAUCUUCGACUGUAAAUUUUUGUUCCUGUGCAAUAAUAUAAAAUGUUUACCUUACAUGUACAAGGGCCAAUCAAAAUUAGACCACCCUCAUAGCGUUCUAACUGUAAGCAGUCUUUUCUACAGUUCAAGAGUAGAAACAGUUCCAUGGAAUAAAAUGAACUGGAAUGUUCACCCCAAUUGCAUUAGCCCUAAAUUGUUUUCUGGGAAUACAGAUAAAUGUUUUCAGGCAAUUUCUGCCAUGGUUCACUUGUAAACAUUUUUCUAUUUCCUUUGGGACCACACAGAGUUCAUGGGCCAAGCCCAAUGUGUCAAUGUGCAUUAUAAAUCAAAGAUAGCUUUUUGGUGACUCUUUAUUAAUGUCUGGAAGCUCCAAAGUUAAAUGAGAUCAUGUAAACCAUUUUAAGA
Messenger RNA from Camelus dromedarius (Arabian camel), 2684 nucleotides. RefSeq names its product transmembrane protein 229A (gene TMEM229A). The transcript has a single exon. The coding region runs from base 399 to 1511 and encodes 370 amino acids. The record is from RefSeq and is a predicted model, not a curated record. Lineage: Eukaryota; Metazoa; Chordata; Mammalia; Artiodactyla; Camelidae.